GCGGACCACUCGCUGAACGACUCAUCUACUCCAAACAAUAUUAGUACUUCUUUCAACUUUAGAAGUGCACAAGAACUACAACAAGAGGAGCAAUUAUAUAGAUGUCGAUAUGAUCUUGAUCAAUCCAGGAGUCAUAGUGCUGGCCCCCCUCCUCAACCUCAUGGAGGAUGUCCUCAACGCCGUGCUGCGGAGUUUUUCUACCCGGCGCAUGGUGAAGUAGAGCACGUAACGUCGGUAAGUGCUGGUCCCGAAGGAUCUACAGAGGAGGAUGCAAAUGCAUGUAGUUACAACGGGAGACAACAACAUCAAACGUGGUCUUCAACAACAUCAAGCAGCAGUGGUCAACUACAUCAGGACAACUAUCAUUUCCCCCAGCACGAGGAAGACCUACUUCAACCAGCAAUAGAUGUCGUCGAGGGAGAACAUGAAAUAAGCUUGUUGCGGCAAGAGCAAAAAAUCUUGCGUGAGCAACAGCAGAAAUUACAAAAGCAGCAGCAUCUACUUAAUUUGCAGGAGCAGAAACUGCGCCAAUUGCAGGUAGAAACACAACUACAACAAGGACAACAGCAAAUGCAAGUCGAACAACAACAACAAGCACAAAAUGGAGCUGCGCAUCCGCAUGGAUCACCAAAUAAUAGUAUCAUGCUGGCAAACGGCACAUCCAACGCCAUCAGCAAGAAC
Amoebophrya sp. A25 is the source of this 681-nucleotide messenger RNA. The record is from the annotation of a GenBank genome assembly. NCBI's taxonomy places the organism in Eukaryota, Dinophyceae, Syndiniales, Amoebophryaceae.